Messenger RNA from Suillus subalutaceus, 2565 nucleotides. RefSeq lists its product as uncharacterized. The coding region runs from base 1 to 2565 and encodes 854 amino acids. The transcript is spliced from 10 exons. Lineage: Eukaryota; Fungi; Basidiomycota; Agaricomycetes; Boletales; Suillaceae. The record is from RefSeq and is a predicted model, not a curated record.
AUGGCAGGAGGCUAUCAACAGCAUCGCAACUCCAUCCAUAUCGAACCUCCCUGUCCAACUCGCCCUCGUCAGCAUCCUUUUGUGCAUGACGAGGAGAUACCUCAAGGUGCUUACUAUACUCAACACCCAGUUCUUGACGGUUCACCAUGCGAUGCCGAGGGCCACGACCUACUUCCACAGCAGCCUCCUGCUGACGAGCCACGUGAUCCAGCAGAUGACACCUGGAAGCCUUUCCCAUCUCGCGGCCACUUUGAGCUUGCAGAUUUUUUAUUUUGGCGCAAUCAGAUGCCUGCAGCACAGGUAGACGACUUGAUGCAAGUCCUCACAUCUUUCGAGGCAAAUCGUGGCUCUCUGCCGUUCAAUGGUGAUGCACACCUCCAUGAUAGCAUAGAUUCAAUCCCUCACAAUGUACCUUGGCAAUCACUUACCCUUCGCCACCCUGACUAUGAGAUGAACCUUGACAAUCUGGACAUUCCUCCAUGGAAAUGUGCCGAGUUUGAUGUCUGGCUUCGAGACCCUCGCGAAUUAGUAAAAAACCAACUUUCAAACCCGGUGUUUGCAGACAGCAUCGAUUAUGCUCCCCGCCAGGUGUUCAACAAGCACGGCCAGCGCGUGUGGACUGAUUUUAUGACCGGUAAUUGGUCCUGGAAUCAAUGUAAUACACUUGCUGAUGAUGGCAACUGUCAUGGAGCCAUGUUCAUACCGAUAAUCCUGGGCAGUGACAAGACUACUGUCUCUGUCGCAACGGCACAUCAAGAUUUAAUUAACUACGCUGUACUAGCUGAGCAAGGCCACGAAGACAGCAAGGAAUAUCUUCACUUUCGUCGUCAUUUAUUCCAUGCUUCCUUACGUGCGAUUCUCGAAUCGUUUCGUCCGGCAAUGCAAAAACCCGAGAUAGUCAAGUGCGCAGAUGGCCAUUAUCGACAUGCCGUCUAUGGUCUUGGUCCAUACAUCGCAGAUUAUCCUGAACAGUCUCUUGGGACUGCUGAUCGGAAAAAUUUGGAUGGGUCACAGUGCAAUCGACGAUCACAUGCCCACACACACACCCUUAUGCUUGGCUAUUCAACGCAAGAGUUACGGUUUGGCUGGGGCAUCAUUGAUGGAAUUUUGCCAUUCACUGCAUACUUUCUACGUGCCGACAUUCACGAGCUUCUUGCCCCUGAUAUUUUGCAUCAAAUUAUCGAGGGCACAUUCAAAGAUCACCUUGUCCACUGGGUAGAUGAGUACCUUGUUCUGACAUAUGGUGAAGCACAUGCAGAGGCAAUAUGGGCUGAUAUUGAUCGCCGCAUUGCUGCUGGCCGAAAAUUCAAGCAGUGGACAGGGGAUGACUCCAAGGCACUCAUGAAGGUCUUCCUGCCAGCUAUUGCUGGACAUAUUCCGGAUAAAAUGGUCCGAGCCAUCAGUGCCUUUUUGGACUUUUGCUAUAUAGUCCACCAUUCCAGUCUUGAUGAAGGUGAUCUUCUUGCACUAGAUGAAGCUCUUUUACGCUUUCAUGAGGAGCGAAGCAUCUUUGUUGAGACAGGUGUUAAACCUGAUGGAAUCUCAUUGCCUCGUCAACAUUCACUUUGCCACUAUCGCUACCUGAUACAGCAGUUUGGAGCACCAAAUGGCUUGUGCUCCUCUCUGACUGAGUCAAAACAUCAGAAGGCAGUCAAGGAGCCUUGGAGAAGAAGUAGUGGCAAUCUUGCACUAGGUCAGAUGCUUGAGAUUAAUCAGCAUCUUGAUAAACUUGCUCUCUUUCAAGCAGAGAAGUUUGCCGCAGGUCUCCUUGACACACCAUUACUGCCAUCUGAUACUAUUGCUGUUGAUCCUGACAAUAUUGGUGGUGAUCCUGAUGAGGAAAAUUAUGUGAUUGCUGAUGAUCAGGAUGCUGAGAUCAUUGUCCAGUUGGCCAAAAAUCAAGCUCUUCAUUACCCAAGUCGGUUGCAGAGAAUUGGUGAACAGAUUGGUGUUCCCCAUCUCCGUGACCUUGUGCGCCAAUUCCUACAUGAUCAGCGCAAUCCUGACCAUCCUAUUCCUGGGCAUGAAAUGGAUGUGUCUCUUUGUCCAGACUUUAAUGGCAAGGUGCAUAUUUUUCAUUCUGCAGUUGCAUCAUUUUAUGCUCCUAGUGAUAUUUGUGGAGUUAAUGGUAUGCUACGUCAUGUCAUCCGCUCAGCACCAACUUGGCAUAAUGGUCCUGCUUGUCAUGACUGUGUUUUUAUUGAACAUGAUUCUACAUUACCAGGUUUCCAAGGUCUAUAUGUUGCUCAAGUGAUUCUUUUUUUCUCAUUUCACUUUCGUGGUGUUGAUUAUCCUUGUGCACUUGUUCGUUGGUUUGAAACUAUUGGUGACCAGCCAUGUCCUAAUACAGGUAUGUGGAUGGUUGAGCCAGAGUUUGAUGCCAAUGGCCAGCGUCUUACUUCAGUUGUUCACUUGGACACAAUUUUGCGUCCAGCACACUUAAUUCCUGUUUAUGGUAAUCAUUUCAUAGAUCAUGAUAUCAAGUGUACCGAUUCUUUGAUUGCUUUUGCAGCCUUUUAUAUCAAUAAGUUUUCUGAUUAUCAUGCUUUUGAAAUUGCCUUUUGA